CCACUCGUCGACCCAGAGCACCUGAAAGCUCAUCUCGGUCUGCUUGGCGCCUUCAAGGAGCUGAGGCAAAGAGUGGAGUCGUGUUCUGACGAUUAUUUGCCGCAGAUCGCGCAAUUCCUGGACGGCCCCCAGAGAUGGGCAUGGUUCGUCGGAUUAGCCGUGGAACGGUUCCAUCGUUGGGUCAAGCAUGUUAAACAUACAGAGCUCGCUACUUGGGUGAUGGAGGAAGUACCGCCGCUGGAUGUUUUGAUGAUAUGGCAUGCUUACAUGCUGAAUCCGAUUUGGUAUGCCGAGGAUUGCGAUAGGAUUCCCGUACUAGCAACGUUAAGGUCGCUCGAUAGCUCCUUCAUUCCAGCUGUGAUACUCAUGGACGACCUGACGCUGUAUGAACCAUGUGAAGAACGGAUGCUUUCAUGGUUUGAGCAGACGGACACGCCAUUCGACCCUUUGUCUUCCAUGAGCUGUCUAUUGUACCGUGCUGUUCGUUGCCCGAGAUGCGGACGAAUGAAUGAUGUUCCCUUCCUAGAUAACGAAGGAUUGGGAUACUCACAACGAGGCUUCCGCUACGCUUGCGUGUGCGGUAUAUUCAUUACGAAGACUGCCCUUGCCAUGGACAAGUUUGCAGGCGAUGUCGUGUCGCACCACCGACCCAUCCACAUAGAACCGGACAAGUGCCUUGCUGGCACGCUCCACACUCGGGAUAAUUCUAGAGACUGGAAUCGUGCUGUCGCGAUCAAGACUAAACUCAUAGGUGACCCAGGCAGUGUGUUUCGUCCCGCACAUAAGGUAAACCCUCAGUUUCUGGUGUUUGUGUCUGAUGAUGACAUUCAACGAGGUCAUGCGCAGCGAGUGGAAAAUGCCAGACUGGGCAGAGUUCUCAACGCAUACACAGACGAUAGGCCGUUCUCUGUGGACCUCGCAGCAGCAGUAUUGCGACAGGGCAAGUUCAUCGAAGAAAUGGACAACUUGGGGUGGCUAGCACAGGGAUAUUUCGACUGCAAACAGAACGAGAUCUUGUUGGCACAUGCGCUCGCUCGGUAUCAUGCGUUCCUUGACAUGUUGUCGUCGGCUUCGACCUCCUACUUCGUCCCGACACUAGACAUAGACCUCGUAUGGCACACGCACCAGCUCAAAGGUGAUGGCUACAUGAAGGACAGCAAGGAGUUCGUUGGAUGGUACGUCGAUCACGACGAUAGGGUAGAGGAGAUCAACCUUGCGCAAGGCCUCGACGAGACAUGUCGUGUAUGGCAGGCAAGUCGCAUCCUCCACACAGCCGAACGUUACGGCCUGCCCUACAUGCACUGCGGCUGCCCGCUCCCCGACGAAACGAUGAGCAGCAAGCUCCACCAAUUCACCCGCCGCCUCGGAUCGUCCAAGGACAAUGGCGCCCUACAACCGCCGCCGCUGCCCAGCGCGACCGAGGCCACGCACGCGAGCGAGCACAACGCCGUGCGCGCUGCGCCUCGCAAGAUCCACCCCUCGUACGCCGCCGCCAACGGCCCACGCGAGCUCCGCGCACUGGAGCUGCGCCGGCGGCGGGAGCGCGACGGGCGGCGGGUGCUGGAGGGCAAGAUGGACGAGGAGCUGUACCGCCGCGGGCAGGCGCACAUCAGUACGUACCUCAUGCCGCUGCCGUUCGCGCAGGCUGGCCCGGGGCCAACCGAGCGGUACGCUGCGCCGUGUGUCGUCACCUUCCCUGGUGCUUAUGGGACGACCGGGGUGGGAACGUGCAUAGUGGGAAUCAAUCGCCAUUUGUAACCUGAGUAAGCGGCAGUCAAGGAGGUCUUACCCAACGGAAUCUAGACGAUCCAUAUUCAUGUUGAUACCCGGAAGUGUCAUUCAUUGUACCACCACCAAUGCGCAACCGACGACG
Molecule: messenger RNA, 1873 nt
Organism: Rhodofomes roseus
Lineage: Eukaryota; Fungi; Basidiomycota; Agaricomycetes; Polyporales; Fomitopsidaceae
Exons: 12
Source: RefSeq, a predicted model, not a curated record